This is a messenger RNA of Heterobilharzia americana, 6134 nucleotides long. NCBI's taxonomy places the organism in Eukaryota, Metazoa, Platyhelminthes, Trematoda, Strigeidida, Schistosomatidae. The record is from the annotation of a GenBank genome assembly.
GAAGAUUUGUGUGCCACUUUUGACUUCGGUUGUACCUGACUGAUGUUGAAGCCUGGACCUACUUCAGCUCUCAUUGUGCGACAAGGCAGAAGGUGACUAGGCAUUUUAACACAUGUCCCAGCCACCUGAGUCGGUGAAGGUUCACAACUUCAUCAACUGGCCUUUUGCUUCCUAAAACACUACAUCUUACUUCUACUUUGCUGAUGUGAAGACUCCACGAUUUCUACGUUGAUUGUUUCUUCGUUUCUUUUCUUCUUGUCGCUUUAUAUACAUUAUGAGUCAGGCAGAAUGGUUGGAGUUGGAAAGCGAUCCUGGACUAUUUACUUUACUCCUAGAAGAUUUUGGAGUUCAAGGAGUUCAAGUGGAAGAAAUUUACGAUUUAUCUAAACCAAUUACUGAAAUUGUCUAUGGUUUCAUAUUCUUAUUCCAUUGGAACAAAGCUAAGAAAAAGCCUUGUCGUCGUACUGGUAGAGGUUCAACUGGUUCUGUAGCAAAUACAAUUUCUCCAAGUUCGUAUACAUCUGUUCCUUCUUGCGAUAAUAAUGUGCGAACAAAUGCAGUCACUCAGCGAACUGGAAAUAAUAGUUUCCGUCACCGUUCAGUAUCUGGAUCAGGUCAGGAAAUCCUUGGUUCUCCUGAGGUUAAAUCUGUUGAUGGAGCAUCAGAAUGCAAGGCAUUUGUUUCUCAGUCUUCAGAUAAAAUUGAAAUUUUCUUCGCACAUCAGGUUGUACAAAAUUCUUGCGCCACCCAUGCUUUGUUGAGCAUUUUACUAAAUAGACCUGAAAUAAAUAUAGGACAUAUGCUGGCAGAAUUUCAAAAAGCUACUCGUCAUCUGUCACCUGAGGCUAAAGGUCUUGCUAUUGGUAGCAUGCCUCAGCUUGCUCAGGCUCAUAACCGACAUGCUGCUAAACCUCCGGCGGUGUUCAAAGAUGAGACACCGCCUGACGUGACCCUGCCUGAACCAAGUCAAGCUGCAGCAACAGCAGCAGCAAUCGCUAAAGCUAGCAUGGGAGCAUCGAAUUCUAUGAACUCUUCAGAUUCCAGUCCUGGUUUAACUGCUACCGCAACCUCCGGUGUGACAAUUCCAGAUACAUUUCAUUUCGUUUGUUAUGUUCCUAUUGGUGGUUUUUUGUAUGAGUUAGAUGGUCUCACUUCUGAACCAAUCAAUCAUGGUCCUUUGAAGAAUCCAAAUGAUCAAUUUGCUUGGACUAAACAGUGUGCUGAUGUUUUGAAGGAGCGUAUGCAGGAACAAGAUGUUCGGUAUAACUUAUUAGCUGUUGUGCCGGAUCGUCGUGUAGCGCUUACAAAACGGAUGCAAAUGUUGAAACGUAAUCGUCAACUUAUCCAGAAUAUCUUAAUUCGUAUGUGCAACUAUGAUCCUUCACCUAAACUUUCACAUUGUUCCAGUAAUACGACUACCACAGUUACAGUUACUUCGCAUAAUCAUUCGCAUAGACUGAAUGGUCAUCACCAUCCUCAUUCUGACCAUAUUCAGGAUCAUUACGGUUCCAAUCAUUCUGAACACUGUAAUAACCAUGUUUGUGUGCCUCCAACGAGUUCAUCAUCAUCUGUGUCUGUGGAACAGCAUGAAUUUCCAUGUCAAGAGAAAUGCUCAUCCAUAAAAACAAACGUUCACACUUGUGAUAACAAUCGUUGUUUCGAUAGUAUAGCUAACAAUGCUGAUAAAAACAAACAUGAAUCACUUGAUGACCUGGAGGAUUCACAUUUCAUAAAAACUCGUUCAGCGACACGUGCUGCAAAACAAACCACUUAUGAAAGUAAUCACUAUGAUCUGGAAUCCAUUAAAACAACUUAUCAGAAACAAAACAGUACAUCUAUCUCUGAUGGUAUACAUUCUACUUCUGAGGAUUAUAACAAUUGUUGUUCAAAUCGUAAACGUUCAUCUUAUCCGUCGAAUGACCGAUAUGAUUUGGACUACUGGAAAUGUGAACAUAAGAAGCCUCAUUUACUUACAUCUCAUGAUGGUAUUAUCAAUAAUCAAAAUGGAUAUAAAUCUACAUCUGACUCUAACUAUUCACCAGAUUCAAAUAAAAUGAAUAGAAUAUUCGCUUCGUUUAUUUCAGAUAAUUCUCCCUUAUCAUUAACUGCAUUCACUACAGCAGCUUUUGACACAGUUAACAAACUUGAUACAAGUAAGCCUUCUCAUGUGACUGAAGACUUUAAAGAUUCAAACGGAAGUCUUCAAGAUAGUCGUUAUUCAGAGAAUACUCAGUCAAAUGGAAUUACUACUAAGGUAGAAGAAAAUUGCACAUUAGAUGGCAAUAAUUGUAAUUCAUGUGAACAACAUUCGGACUUCAUCACAAAAGUAACAUCGUCGCUAACAUGUUACUCAGAAAUCAAUUCAAAAGUACGUGAAACUCCAUUUAGCAACCGUUCAGCAACGUUUCUAAGUAAACAAGGUACUCCACCGAAAGAACUUACAAAACCUUUAACUAUUGAAACGAAAUUGUGGUGUGAUUCUGCAGAAAAUGUUAGCACUGGGGAGUCGGCAACUUCUGCUAAUAAUGAAAUGUACCUUACAGGUUCAUCGGUUACUUCAUCUACUGAAAUGGGUGGUAUGGUUUCAGACUCUCGUCCUCAAACACGAGCGCUGACUAGAGCAUCUUUAAAACAAAACUUACAUAUCUCCGCACCAAUUCCAAUUGAAGAACGAACAUCCAAUACCAAAAUGACAUUAGAAAAUGUGCAGUCAAUGAAAUCUGAUCAAAUGCAUCAUGAUUCCAGCAUAAACUCAUCGAGUGUGUGCGAUCUGCAUAUAUUACCCAAGCUUUCUUUGUCCACAGAAAAUUCUCCUACAACUCCAACAUUUUCAGCUGAAUCGAACAUUUCAACUGUAUCCACUGUUGUUACUGGCUCGCAUCGUGGAUCAAAAUAUCCAACUAGGUCAUCUACUCGAAUGGACACUCUUGCUUCGCAUAAUUUAGCUAAUCUUCGUUCAAAUCCUGUCACUGUUCAAAGUAACAUCAGUCCAUCAAAAGUAAACAGAACCACGUCUUUUGAACAAAAUACCAUUACUGCUGCUGCUAAUAAUAAUAUUGCUACUACAACCACUCCUGUUGUUGUGAAUACUAGUAGUAAUACUGAUCUUUCAAAAUACAUGUCACCUUUUACAUAUAGCUGUACAAAACUAAAAAAUUCACCAAGUUUAUACCCACCGUUAAGUGUAGAGGAAUUAAACAUCUUAUUACAUAAAAUAGAUGAACAAAUUAAAAUCUGUAUUCAUGCUUUGAUUGAAGAAGAGGAAAAGCGUCGAUCUUAUCGUAUUGAUGAUGCUAGACGCGUACAUAAUUAUGAACCAUUUAUACGGGCUUUCCUCACUGCUCUUGCUAGACAUGGAAUGUUAAAAAAUCAAAUAUUAUCUGCCAUGCAAUUAAAAAAUUCCUCGAGUAGUAAUCAAAAUCAUAAUUUAUCUAUUCAAGUAUCAGAUAGUUGUAAAAAGUCGAAUAUAAAAAAAUCUAUGAAUGAUAAACAUAUCAUUAGUAAAUCUCAUGCUGGACGGAUCUAUUCAUUCUCCAAUACUGGUUCGAUAAAAAAUAGAACUUUUCGUUCAAAUUCAUUGGUGAACAGAUUAACUCGAGUUAAUUCAUCUACAAAUAAUAUCAAUAAAAUUCGUGUUUCUCAUCAUUAUAGUUCUUUAAAUUACCGUAAACUACGAACACGAAACAGGAAAAAUCAUAUCAAAAAUUUGGACUCAAAUUGUGCUGUAAAGUGUACAGUUUCAGGUGAUUCACAACCGUCUCUUAUACAAGUAUCCAAUAAUAAUAAUCCAUCAUAUAAUGAAUCUUCUGCAACAAUCAUUUCUACUGAUAACAGUUUGUCGUGUAAUGCACUAUCAAAAGAAAUUGGUUCAAUUAAUUCUCCCGUUACACGUCAAACAUCAACUAUAUCUACUCAAAACAGAAAUUCUUGUGCAGUACGAAGUGGUGUAGACCAGCAGCAUGAUGAUGAGACUGGUGGUUCCGUUUCGGAAGAUGCGUUCGUUAAUUCGAACGGCAACUUAUGUACAGUUAACUGUCAAAAGUCCGCUGUAGUUGUGGAUGAAAACAUUAUAGUUGAAGGUAAUUUACUUAUUUCAACUGUAUCAUCAGUAACAGUGGCAUCUUGUUCAUCUUGUGGUUCAUCUCCUCAGUCAUCUAAUUCUUCUCGGUCAACUAAUCUUCGAUCUGGUUCAUGCGGUGUAAAACUAAGGCAGGCUAAUUCAGAUAUCAUCAAUAACAAGCGGUCUUUACGUCCACGUACGUCACGUGAACGCGUUUCUACACGAGUUACACAUCAUUCGACUGAUUCAGUCAGUGUAACAUCAGAAGAACCCGAAACAAGCAACGUUGGAAUUAAUUUAAGGGGUAGGACACCGAAAUCCUCUUCACGUAUAAAUGUUACUGAUUAUACAAAGAGCACUGUCAUAGAUUCGUCUACUUCAUCAAAUCCUCAACGAUUUCGUAAACGACGUCUUCACUGAUAUUGUGAAUUUAUUUUUAUCGAAUACUCUUUCCUGAUUGUCUUUCUGUGUAAUUACAGGUGCAUUAUCACCACUGCAAUGAAUACAACAGUUGUUGUUAUGAUUACUGUAGUUCACAUCUUCCCAUUGUAUCUUACUCAUAUCUCUCCUUAUAUUUUUAUCGUUUCUACUUAUCGACUGUAAAGUUUCUUUCUGUAACGCGAUAAUUAUCUACGUGAGCGGAAAUUUUUCGGCAUAUUAUUGCCGUCAUUACCAGUGCUAUGCCUACUACAUGAUUUCAAGUUGGUUUGUGUUUCCGUAUAUAUUAUUUUAACUUAGUUCACAGUCAAAUAUUAUACUAUAUGGAAUGGAUACCGCAACUUAUUAUUUUUUUAAUUUUACUUUCUCUUCAAUAUAUGCCCAUAUUUUGUGUGCGUAAGAGAAGAAGACGAAAAAUUCUGUCAGCUGAGUAGUAGUUGUUCAAUACUUAUUAGGACUGUAUUAUACAUAAUUUAAUUUUCAUUACUUUUCAACUUUUUUUUUUUAAACCUGCAUUCUUUUUCACAGUAUACAAAUAGUGAUUAUAUGUUACCGCUCUUGAAUGUGUACAGUACUGUUAAAUAAUAGUUUAAACAACUUGUUAAUGUUUUUUUUCUUCUUAUCUGGUCUAUAUGAAAAUGUUUUUUUGCGAACAAAGUGUACAUAUCUGUCCAUCUAUCUAUUCAAGCAUAUUUUCCUUAUCCUAUGUUUUCCUGUCUGGAAUACAUUAGUGUAUUUCACAUCGCUUAUGUACAUGUUCUUCUUUUUAUCUGUCCCUAUAUAUUACUCUUAUGGUAGUACAUUUAUUUUCAAUAAUAAAGUUUAGCUUUACAAGAGAUUGUACAUUUUCGUACAUGUGGUCGUGUGUGUUUGUUCACCUGUCAGCUUGUAUUCUUUCGUUAUUACAUUGAACAUGUAAUCUUUUUAUUUUCUUACUGCUUUAACUGAGAGUUGGUUUCAGUAAAGUAGAUAUUUGUAUAGUUAAUGAAAUGACUUAAACUGUGGUAACAGACGUUCUCUUCCUCCUUUUUAUUAUAUUGUUAGUUGUUAUUUUGUUUUCUUUGCUUGUUGUUUUUCCUCGUGAAUGUUUUUUUUCUAAAACUGGAGACAACUUGCCAUUAGUUCACUAAUCAAGCAAUCGAUCAAUUGUGCAGAACAGAAAACAUCAGGUUGUUUUUUUUACGUUACCUUUACUUAUCAAUACUGGUACUAUUAUUAUCAUCACCGCGGCAACUACUACUGUUAACACUAUUAAGUAGUAAUAAUUUAUCUUGUUUUCAUUUAUUUUUCGUUUGGAGAGUAGUAACCAAUUAUCAUAUGAAUAGUGAUUAUUUACUAAUGAUAGAUAACUACGGUCAGCAUUAUUCUGAUUUCAUAAGAGAAUUUUUCCGCUCAUAUGCAUGGGCUGACUGGCGGUUUUUGUUCUCAUCGUGUUUUGUUUCAUACUUCUCUUUUAACAGAAAUUUAAAAGCAGCAAAAUCGAUUCUUUAUCCAUUUUUGUUUUUUCUUGUUCAUAGGUCCAGUAUGCUUUUCAAAGUAUGUGCUAGUGGGAACUUUAAUGUGUUGUAUGCGUUUAGUAUAUAUUCACUUGAACAAGAGUAAUAGUAAAACGUCAGUCAAUAUACAGACAUGAAAU